ACUUUCACUUUUGUUUUGAGAAGAGAAAAGCGAGUAGCAGGUGUUUGUUAAUCAUUAUCAGAUUAUGUACAGACGACAGUAUCCAGACGCACCAGGUCCUGGUUCAAGCAUGGGAGAUAGUCAUACACGUGUAACAUACAGAAGAAAUCCUAAUUUCUUUGAGAGAAUUGGUAACAGUUUAGUUGGAAUUUUAGUAGGAUUAGCCUUACUGGUCGUGGCUUCAGCUUUACUGUUUUGGAAUGAGGGUAGGGCUGUGCAAACAGCCAAAUCAUUAGACGAAGGGCUAAGUGUAGUUGUUUCCUUGGAAAAUAUAGAUGUACCAUUUAAUCACAACAAUGGAAAACUUGUUCACUUAGCUGGUCCUUUGAAAACAGAAAAGAGCCUAUCAGAUCCUACAUAUAAUAUAAGAGUAAAAGCUGUGAAGUUGAGGAGAACAGUUGAAAUGUACCAAUGGGUGGAGCAUGAAUCUAAAAGAGAAUACAAUGAAGGAGGAGAAACCAGAGUUGAAAAAACAUAUUCCUAUACUCAAGAAUGGAGAUCAGAUUUAGUAAGAAGUCAGUCUUUUGAUAACAUGGUUGGACAUAAUAACCCAACAUCAAUGCCAGUAAGUUCCCAAUUGCAAACAGCAGAUGUUGUUCAUGUUGGAGGUUUUGAGUUGUCAGAAGGUUUAAUAGGUAAAAUAACAGAUUUCAAGAAAAUAAAUCCAAGUGCAAUGUCACCACCUUCAGACCCUAAGAUACAGAUGUUAGAAGGAGUUUACUAUCAUAGUUAUUACCCUUUACAACCACAGAUUGGUGACUUGAGGGUGACAUUUGAAUAUGCUGGUAUAAGUGGAGAAUCUUUGCUGGGACAGCCUGAUACUGUCAGCAUAAUAGCAAGACAGAUAGACCAGAGACUUUUAAGCUACCAGACAGUAGCUGGAGAUGUUUUAGAAAUGUUGUAUACUGGAAGACUUUCACCAAAGGAGAUAUUUGGUAAGGAACAUCAACAAAAUACAUUUAUAACCUGGGGUGUUAGAUUUGGUGGAUGGUUACUGAUGUUUGUAGGAUUUGGUUGUCUAACCAGUAUCGUAACUACAUUAGUGGACUGGUUACCUAUUAUAAGAGAACUGGUAGCAGCUGGUGUAGGAAUGAUGAAUCUAGCUUUUUCAAUCAGCUUAUCUUUGACCAUCAUUGCCAUUGGGUGGAUCACAUACAGACCGCUGUUAGGGAUGGCACUAUUGGCAAUGGCUGCCACACCUUUUAUUAUGUCAAAAUUUAGGUCAAACAGAAUGGAUAGCAGACGAAAUGUGUAAUCACUGCUGCAAAACAGUAUUAUGAUAAUAGAUGUAUAUUAUUUAGCUACUGUUUGAGAGGUUUUAUAUUUUGAAAAGUUUUGUAAUAGAGUAAAUACAGUAAAACCUUGUUAGACUGUUUUUGAAGUAAAAUUGUUCCAUCACCUUUCCAUUUUUACAAGAUAGGAGUCCUUGACUUACAAUUGAAAUUUUUUUAUUUUUUUUUUAAAUUUAGUCAAAUUUAGAAAUAGAUUAUUUGGUUUUGUUCACUUUUUAGUAGGAAGCAAUAUUUUUAUACAUGUAUAAUAAUUUGACAAGUCUAAAUUUCUAAAUUUUAUUACAAAGUUGUAUAAAGAAACAAGGGAACAAAGUAAAUUUUAAAAAGUCAGAAAAAUCUUUUUCUAUAGUCAAUAGCCUCACAGUUGUUUUGAUUCAUGUAUCUUAAAAUUUAAGGAGGGAAAUUAGAUAACAGAAAUAAUGUCAAGGUGCAGAUAUGCUGAUAUCAGUAUGACUAGGUUUUACUGUAGAAUUUAAUGAUUUGUUGAAGUGUGAUAUCUUUGUUAGCUACUGUGAUAAUCAUUCCGAUUUAAUAAUACCUACUUUUUACUAUAUAAAUUAGAGUGUGCUUUAUAUAUACAUGUAGCUGUAUCAUGUUUUGAAGAACUGUUUUCUUAUUUUGCAAGUAUUAAACCUCAUUCCAACACCAAAUGUUUCAUUUAUUGCAUGAGAAAAGCUAACAAAAAUUUUGUUUUUCACCGCUUAAUCAAUGUUAGAUAUGUGGUGCAAUAUUUCUUUGUAACAUAGUUUUGAAUUAGAAAAUUUCCAUUAUUUCAAUAUGAAAUCUGUUAAUACAGUAUGUUGGAACUGUAAAUGGGAUUUUCAUACCAAGGGUACAAUCACAUUCCUGUAAUAAUGUUUUCUUUUCUUUGUGAUUUCAAUGUAAACAGAAUGUGGUAUAUAUUUAUUGACGUCUUUUUGUCAAGGCAAGACUUAGGCAGACUGUUUCCAGUGUUGAUGUCUGCAUCAACGGCAACAAAGUGUUAAAGAUUGUGAUUAGGUCAGUUUAAUUUGAACAACUAAUGGUUGGUCAAUGAUUUUUGGUAUGCAGUUGAAUUAGUAUUGGCACACCUCAUUUCCAUGGAAAUAAUUUGGUCCUGUCCCCCAGUCAUGGUGUAUUGACUUUGAAAAGUUUUGCAAAAUGUUACAUGUUGUAGUGUUAUUAAUUUAACAUUUUAGCAAUUGAAUUAUACUAUCAAAACUACAAACAGACAAGACAUAUCUCUGUGUCAAUAGUGUAUGUCUUGUUGGGUUGGUGUCUAAAGGACAAAUAUCCCUCUUCUUUAUUUACACUUUUUUGUAAUGAUAAUUGUCUAUGAUAUACUGUCAAAGGAAUAGUUCAUGCCAAGACAUUUUUUUCUCAUUAUUAAAGAUUAUUUAUGGCUAAAUUCUUUUCAAUAGAACCAUGCUACUUGUUCCUACCUACUUCAAAUGAAACCGGAUAAAUUUUAGAAUUAUAAGUCUCCAGUUUUAGCAUAUAUGGAAUUUGAUAGUGCUGUUUAGUAAGAACUACUCCCCAUGUAGUUGUGUAUCAGUUAUAUGAAUGGAAAAGAAGAUAUGCUCGAUGACUACAGAAUCUUUUAUAAGAACUAUUAUAUUUAGUUUGUUUAUAUUAGGGAUUUGUUUGUUCUUUUUUGUGCAAUAAUGAUGAACUGCACAAAUAUUAAAUUUAUUUUUAUUUAUAACUUGUAUGUGUAUGCUGCACAUUUAAGUACAAUUUUUGUAAGCAUGGUUACCUGUCUGUUAACAAAUUAGGCUUUUGUUGGAUUACUUGAAGUCUAAUUAAAGAAUCUGGAAAAUGGCAUUUGGCCCAAAUCAAAUCAAAAUUUAAAAAAUCAUAAUUUUUUAAAGAAUAAAAUUGAAAGUUAUUAAUUAUUUUUUUUAACAAAUAUAGUGUUCCUCUGAAAGGAAAACUGUAAUCAUUUUUGAGAUGAACUGUUUUCAAAGUUUGCCAAAGAAUGGCAAAGCCAUAAUAUUUAUUCUGCAUAGAACAUAAGAGUCUUUUUUUAAAUAAUCAAGAGAUCAAUUAUUGUCCUAUUCUUUUAAGGACUAAAGUGCAAGAUUGAUCUUGUCAAAACAUGAUAAGCAAAUAACUUAAUUUUUGUUUCUUUGUACAUAAUUGUUCAAAAUUGACAAUGAAAAUUUUUUAGAGAAUUAUUGGUUGUUUUCAUUUUAGUUGUAUCUGCAAUGUGUAAAUAAGUGCAUUUUAUUAAUAUUUUUUAUUAUAGAUUUUGCAUCACAAUCCAUACACAAUUUUUCUACCGUAUUAUAUAUUUAUUUGCAUGUACAAUUGAUACAUUUUUUUCUAAUUACUAAAUAUUUGAAAAUCAUAGGUAUCUUUCACUAACAUGUUGAAAAAGAAUGUAUGACUCUUAUUAAUGUAAUGGUUGAAUUUAAUCACAUAUUGUUAGAGUUAUUUAAUGGGAGACAACUCUGUAGUUCAACCACUGAUGAAAGGGAGGUUACUCUAUAUUGCUAUUAAAAGAUUCAUCAUAAGCAUUAUUUCUUUUUGUUAGUCAAUAGUUACUUCAAAAAAGAAUAUAAUGCAUUUUAGGUAAUAUCUUAGAAAUAAGAAGAAUAUAAGUAAAUGGAUUGCAUAAUUCAAACUAAAAAAUCAAGUAAACCUGUCAGUUUUAUUCCUUCCAAUACUAGUUCUUUAAUUUGACCCUGCAGAAAUAAACAUGGCCUCAAAGAUAUUUUGAGCAAGCCGAGCAGGCUAUCUAGAUAGCAUUUUGUUCUCUUUUCAUUCCAACCUCAAUUGGUAUUUUAAAAUCAUCACAUGUAUGACAUCUCCUGUAAAGUUAUUUUAUUUUUACAGAUGAAUUAAAGUCCUGCAAUUGCCAACAGUUACAUAGUUUCCUUAAAAUGCAGUAUAAAAAAUGUAAUUGGAAUGAAAUAAAUGAUUAUAAUUUGGUAUGUCCAUAGUCCUUUUCUGGCUUAACCUUUAUCAAGGAUUUGUAUAGCGAGAUAUAUAAAUCCUUGCCUUUAUCAAGAAUGCUCGAAAUCAAAUGGCAAAUUUAUUUCCAAGAAUUUCAGAAACUGGAUUUUCAUUUUUCACAGUCCAAGAUCUCAUUGGACACUGUUAAUUAUAUAUUGAUACACAGGGAAACCUCACAGGUGAGAGAAAGUGAAUAUGUUAGGAAAUUAGAGUUGUUUAGAAUCCUUGUUUUAUAUUUCUCUCUCCACAUACUGAUAUAUUCUGCUCAACUAGAAAUCAAACAAUUCUUAUUUUUCAAAAUGAAAUUGUUUUUAUAUAAGAUUUCUACAAUAUUUAGUUAAUUGCUUUCAUACAGAAAACUAUUCCCUUUUUGUAUGUUACCUUUGUUUUGCUUUCACCCGUCCAUGUUGUUACUUUUCAUAAUAAAAAGAUAGUAAUUAA
Molecule: messenger RNA, 4709 nt
Organism: Mytilus californianus (California mussel)
Lineage: Eukaryota; Metazoa; Mollusca; Bivalvia; Mytilida; Mytilidae
Product: transmembrane protein 43-like
Exons: 12
Coding region: 65-1294 (409 amino acids)
Biological process (GO): nuclear membrane organization
Cellular component (GO): nuclear inner membrane
Source: RefSeq, a predicted model, not a curated record